UUUUACUUCUUUCAGUUGUAGUGAACAUUGAGACUGUCAAAUUGAAAUAAAUAUUUUAUACUUUUUUGAAUUAUAAAAUAACCCUUGUACCAUGGAGAACCAGAACAAACUUAGCAUAAUGGAUUACUCAAAUUUGAUCUUCUGGAACAGUCUGCGGAUAGAAGGUAUGAUGCCAAUGAAUAUAAUUUGAAAAAAAAGCAAAACUAGUUUGAGGUUAGGUUUUUAGGUAUCAAGCACUAGACAAUGUUUACCGUAGUCAAACGCCAUCAACCCUUGACAUCAAUCGAUGUGCACAGAGUAGAAUUUCGAAGUUUAUUCAACUAUCAAUCUUAUAUUGUCGUCUAAUGACUUAUCAAAGAUUUGAUAAUGAUAAACCAUCUAUUGAAGAGCAAUGAGACAAAUUAGCCAAAGAUCAGAAUCGCAGAGUGGACUAUCCCCAUUAAUGAAGGGUGAACAAAUUAGUGAUCCUAACCUUAACGUAGGAAGGAUGACUUCAUUUUUCGGUGUGAAUUAGUUCGAGCCAAUGAUAUCAAGAAUUAUACGUAUUAGCGUAAUCGCGAAAUAUUAAAUAUGGCUUCACCGACAGUUGUGCCAGGAAAAAAAAAUACCUGGGAACCACUGAGACUGACUCAUCUAAAACCAUCUUUCAAUAACCAUGAACUGGCUCUAGCAGCCCGCCAAGAUCUCUGGCACAAAUUCAUCAUAUUUGAUGCUGGUAAAUAUGAUAAAGAUGAAGUAUUGGUCAGUAUAAUCAAUGCCUGUGAACCGGAGUUUCUAUUGCCGGUAAUGUACCAAAUUGACAAAGCUGGAAAUGGCACUUUUCUCACAAGAUGUAAUACAGAAGCAAUUGAAAACCUGGUGAAGCAGAAUCUCUGUGUUGUAACGCCAUCAGAAAAAAUCCUGAAGAUUGAUGUAAUCUUAGGAUUCUUAAGCAUGGAUGACUUACAACUGAAUCCUACAAAAACUGUAGCUCAAACUUUGUACUACAAGUAUGAGUCAGGGAAAAAAAUUUUGAACCUAGACAGUUUUCAAAAAGAGAAAUCACUGGGCUCUAUAUAUUGCCCAGUUGCUGCUCCCAGGGUACUUCUGUAUGUGUUGCGAUGUGCAAAAAUGGGAAUUAUGGGCAACAUAAGAGAAGUGAAAUUGCCAAUAAGAGAAUUAGCACUAAGAAAUAAUGGAAUAAGCUCAUUCAUACCGUUUGAGAAAUUCUUCAACUAUCACUUAUGCAAAUUAGAUUUGAGAUUCAAUGAACUGUCAGAUGUUGAAUACUUACGUUAUUUUUCCGAGUUCAAAAUAACAGAAUUAUGGUUGGAUGGAAACCCCCUUUGCAUGAAGUACACUACACCUGAGGAGUACAUCAAAACUAUUAAAAAUAUUUUCCCACAUCUCCAAAAAUUGGAUGGAAUAGUAAUCGGAGUUGAAAAAAAACUUGUACCAAUUAUACAGAAUAACUACAUUGGUAAUGGUACCAAAUUAGGACUGGUUAAACAAUUCAUUCGACAUUUUUUCACCCUUUACGAUCAAGAUGACAGAAUAGUACUUAACGGCCUUUAUGAUACAAAUGCACUCUACUCUAUGACUGUAGGGAAUGCCCCUACUUAUACUCAGAAGAAUCUGAACAGGGUGUUUGCUAAUAACCGAAACCUGUUGAAAUUUGUGGACUAUGCUAAAUGUCAGGAAUUUAUACUUAGAGGGCCGGAAAAAAUCAUAUCCGUAUUAAGAAGACAACCACCCACUACCCAUAAUUUGAAAUCUCUGCAGGUGGACUUGUUGCAUGAGGGCACAAGCCAUCUGGUCAUUGCUGUCCAAGGAGUAUUUUAUUAUAAGUCAUCAAUUUUCCAACUGAUGCAUUUCAACAGAACAUUCGUUAUUAUUGCUAAAGAAGACCAUGAACACAGCAUCAUUAAUGAUCAAUGUCAUUUUGACGUUGCCCCUGCAGCUUACACGACAGGGGAAAAUAGGGAUCCUAAAUUUGAGCCCAAGGACGCACCGAGAUUCAAGCCAACUUUAUUCAGUAAUGCCGAAAAAGAGCAACUUGUUGGAUUUUUAUCUGAACUUUCUACUAUGAAUAAGGAGUGGUGCAAAAAAUAUUUAGACAGUGCUAAAUGGGAUAUCAGAGUUGCAAUUAAUUCUUUCAUGAAAGCUUAUAUGGUGAAUGAUAUUCCUCGCAAAGCCUUCUAGUAAAUUCAAUUAUUAUAAUAAAAAUGUAGGAUGAUUUGCAAUUUUUAUGCCGACCAAGAAUUUCUAACAUAAAAAAGCUAUUUUGUUAUCUCUAUGAAAAAAGAAAAUCUAUCAAUUUUAAAAAGAUAACAUAAUAACCAUAGAAAAUACACUUGACUGAACUAGCUAAUUAUAAAUGAUUGAAAAUAGUAUCGACAUCCGCUUUCACAAGGGUAAAUGUUUCUAAUUGUAUUAUUUUCAGCAUGUAAAAUGCAAUUGCAAUUAAAUUUAUAACGAUAUUUAUACGUUUUAUACAAUUGGACAUUGUAAAUUGUUAAUAAAUUUGUUUUUCCUAUAA
Molecule: messenger RNA, 2518 nt
Organism: Athalia rosae (coleseed sawfly)
Lineage: Eukaryota; Metazoa; Arthropoda; Insecta; Hymenoptera; Athaliidae
Product: nuclear RNA export factor 1-like
Exons: 1
Coding region: 571-2181 (536 amino acids)
Biological process (GO): poly(A)+ mRNA export from nucleus
Cellular component (GO): nucleus
Molecular function (GO): protein binding; RNA binding
Source: RefSeq, a predicted model, not a curated record